UGUCACCGCCUUCUCUUCAACAUCGAAUUUGUCCUCCUUUUUCUGUCCAGCGUUCGGAAAAAAUGGGAACUAGAUUCGGAGCCUUUGCACUGACCCUCUUGCUUUCAAGCCUGUCCUUUUCUCUUGCAUUUUCUACAUCAAAUGAUGGAUUGGUCAGAAUAGGACUCAAAAGGUUGAAGUUGGAUCAGAACAAUAGGGUUGCUACCCGGCUCGAGUCCAAGGAAGCAUUGAGAGCCUCAAUUAGGAAGUACAAUCUCCGAGGUAAACUUGGGGAUGCUGUAGACACCGACAUUGUUGCAUUGAAGAACUACAUGGAUGCCCAGUACUUUGGAGAGAUUGGGAUUGGCACUCCCCCGCAGAAAUUCACUGUGAUUUUUGAUACUGGUAGCUCCAAUCUUUGGGUGCCAUCUGCAAAAUGUUAUUUUUCUGUCCCUUGUUUCUUCCAUUCCAAGUACAAGUCCAGCCAGUCGAGUACCCACAAAAAGAAUGGGAAACCAGCUGCAAUUCACUAUGGAACUGGGGCCAUCUCUGGGUUCUUCAGUGAAGAUAAUGUCAAAGUUGGUGACCUAGUUGUAAAGAAUCAGGAAUUUAUUGAAGCGACAAGGGAACCUAGUGUUACAUUUUUGGUGGCCAAGUUUGAUGGCAUACUGGGACUUGGUUUCCAGGAGAUCUCAGUGGGAAAUGCGACUCCAGUGUGGUACAACAUGGUCAGGCAAGGUCUUGUUAAGGAGCCUGUAUUCUCAUUUUGGCUCAACCGAAAUGUGGAGGAAGAAGAGGGUGGUGAAUUAGUUUUUGGUGGAGUUGAUCCAAAUCAUUUCAAGGGUAAACACACAUAUGUUCCUGUGACACAGAAGGGGUACUGGCAGUUUGACAUGGGUGACGUACUGAUUGAUGGUAAAGAAAGCGGGUACUGUAGUGGUGGAUGUUCAGCAAUUGCUGACUCUGGGACCUCUCUGAUAGCUGGCCCAACGACUGUGGUCGCAAUGAUUAACCAUGCUAUUGGGGCCUCUGGUGUUGUUAGCCAACAGUGCAAGGCUGUGGUUGAACAAUAUGGCCAAACUAUCAUGGAUCUUCUUUUGGCGGAGGCUCAGCCAAAGAAGAUAUGCUCCCAAGUUGGGUUAUGCACAUUCGAUGGAACUCAUGGUGUUAGUGCUGGCAUUCAGAGUGUGGUGGAUGAAAAAGAUGGCAGAUCAUCUGGCUUGGGUGACGGUAUGUGCUCUGCUUGUGAAAUGGCUGUUGUGUGGAUGCAAAACCAACUCAGACAGAAUCAGACUCAAGAACGCAUCUUGAACUAUGUGAAUGAGCUUUGUGAGCGGCUCCCUAGUCCCAUGGGAGAAUCAGCUGUUGAUUGUGCAAGCAUUUCUUCUAUGCCAACUAUUUCUUUCACAAUUGGGGGAAAACCUUUUGAUCUGUCUCCAGAACAGUACAUCCUUAAGGUUGGUGAGGGCGCUGCUGCACAAUGCAUUAGUGGUUUCACUGGUCUGGAUAUUCCUCCGCCUCGUGGCCCUCUUUGGAUCUUGGGAGAUAUGUUUAUGGGUCGGUACCACACCGUGUUUGAUUUCGGGAAACUCAGAGUAGGGUUUGCUGAAGCUGCUUAGACAGGCCCCUCACCCAGUUGAUGUCAAUAGUGUUGUUUGCUUUAAUCCGUGCGAGCAAAAACAGCUUGGAUGAAUUGUUGUUACUUCUAAGGGUGGUGACUGUUGGGAGGAACAGUACAUGUAUAUAUAUGCCCCUCUUCCGCAAUGUGUUUUAACCUUAUAAAUGAGAAGCUGCUUGCGCGUAUUACAGACUCCGGAAUGUGAUGGAGCUUGUGUGAAAA
Molecule: messenger RNA, 1819 nt
Organism: Sesamum indicum (sesame)
Lineage: Eukaryota; Viridiplantae; Streptophyta; Magnoliopsida; Lamiales; Pedaliaceae
Product: aspartic proteinase
Biological process (GO): lipid metabolic process; proteolysis
Molecular function (GO): aspartic-type endopeptidase activity
Source: RefSeq, a predicted model, not a curated record